AUGAACGUGUUAGUAAAGGAGUCGCAUACACGGUGCCAGCUACUGCCGCUGCACUUGAUUUCGACUGAUGGAUUCUUCUGUUCUCCUGUCCGUUCCCGGCCUCUAUCUAAAUCGGAGUCUGAUUAUGGCUGCUCAAGUUGUGUUACAUUCCUUGAAAAUAACACUGUGCUUGUCGGCGCUGACAAAACUUUUUCCUUUGAUUUUGCAUUGGAUGAAAAUAUCUCUCAGCAGGACUUAUACAAUAGAUGUGCCAGAAACAUGGUGGACACUGUUCUGCGAGGAUACAAUGCGACUAUAUUUGCUUACGGUCAAACGGGGAGCGGUAAAACAUAUACGAUGGGCACAAACGAUUACAGUUGCCCACCUGAGCACAUGGGUCUCAUCCCCCGAAUAGUCUCCGACGUAUUCUCAAAAUCGUCGUCUCUACGAUUUGAUUAUUCCUUUCGCGUUUCCUUUCUUGAGAUAUAUAACGAAGACCUAAAUGAUCUCCUUAGCUCUGAGUCCGUCCCUAUUUCUGUUCGUGAAGACGGGCAAUCAAUUAAGCUUGUAAACCUCAAGGAGUUUUCUGUCGCAUCUUCCGAAGAUGCUCUCCGCUUUCUCCAAGUUGGCUCGCACCGAAGAUCAGUCGGAUCAACUGCUAUGAAUGAGCAUUCCAGCAGGAGUCAUGCUAUAUUUACGCUGCAUGUUGAAUUACAUUCAGAAUCUGCCUCAGAAGUUGAUGAAAUUCUUAGCGCUAAACUUCAUUUGGUCGAUCUUGCUGGUUCAGAACGUGUUAAACGCACUCAUGCAGAAGGCGAAAGAUUAAAAGAAGGGAUAAACAUUAACCGAGGACUCCUUUCCUUGGGCAACGUUAUUAGUGCUCUAUGUGAAAAAGACGUUGGGAAGCGUCUUCAUAUACCUUAUAGAGAUUCUAAACUUACACGGAUCCUUCAGGAUUCUCUUGGUGGUAACAGUACUACGCUAAUGGUAGCAUGCAUCUCUCUUGCUGAUAAUAGUAUCGAGGAAACUAUUAAUACACUAAGAUAUGCUGAGAGAGCCAGAGCCAUUAAAAAUAAGCCUGUCCUUAAUCGAAUACAAUCAAAGGAUGCAGAGAUACAGCGUCUUAGAUCUCUUGUGGCUAAUCUUCAAAAAAAGCUCUCUAUGUAUGCUAUGCUUUCAUCUUAUAAAACUGAUGAAAUGCCAAUUCCUCAUACCGUAGACGUUAGAUGUGACCUGGACAAACUUUUACUCCAUGAAGCACAUUCAUCUCAGAAGGAUCCUAUCUUGGAAGUUAGGCGUUCUGCACUUAAACGUGGAGCCGAUAUUGUGCCAAACAAUUCUAAAAGAUUUCGCCCCAAUGAUUCACAAUGUUCGUCUUCAGAUGAUGGCUUUAACGUCGAGCAACUCGAAUCUAACUAUGCUCUCCCGAUAGCUAGUGAUUCUUCUUUCGAGCAUGAGGUUCCUGAUAUUAAUAGUGGUGAGGUUUAUAAUUUCUCUAGUUUUAUUUGA
Molecule: messenger RNA, 1488 nt
Organism: Protopolystoma xenopodis
Lineage: Eukaryota; Metazoa; Platyhelminthes; Monogenea; Polystomatidea; Polystomatidae
Source: the annotation of a GenBank genome assembly